Dinoponera quadriceps is the source of this 2003-nucleotide messenger RNA. RefSeq lists its product as uncharacterized. Gene Ontology annotation, biological process: inner mitochondrial membrane organization. NCBI's taxonomy places the organism in Eukaryota, Metazoa, Arthropoda, Insecta, Hymenoptera, Formicidae. The transcript is spliced from 3 exons. The record is from RefSeq and is a predicted model, not a curated record. Gene Ontology annotation, cellular component: MICOS complex. Bases 285 to 887 code for a protein of 200 amino acids.
ACCGGCGCGGCCGCUCUCAGUAUUCUCUCGGUAUUCUACCUACGUUUCUCUCUAGUGUUGGACACGUGACGUAUGAGAGUCGAUCGGUGAGUAGUGGUGGAGUAGGAGACAUAAGUCGCAGGAUGUCACGUAACUUUUCAGCUUUCGCUGAAACUGAUCUCUGAAAACGGUCGGUGAGUGAUUUACACGGGAUUCAACAGAAUCCGUAAUGAUCAGAGCGGUAAGCUUCGGGAGCGUUUGAAUUAGCGAGGUUAUCGCGGUUAUCAGGACUCUGGUAGAAGAAGAUGGGCUCCGGUCAGAGCGCCCGCAAAUUGACCGUCACGAAUGAGGACGAGAUCGGCGUGAUCAAGGUGUCCAACUCGCUUGUACAGCGUAUCGCUCAGAGAGAAAAAGCAAAGGCGAGCGAGGAGGCUGCCUCGGACGCGAGAACACCGACAACACCGGCCGAAUAUUCACCAGCACCUCCUGCAACGACAUUUGUGCCGCCUGCGACCCCGAACUCGACGCCUGGCCACCCGGUGUACUAUUAUCCCGAAUUGACGAUGUCGGCCCACCAGAUACAACAGCAGAAGGAACAAGAGUUGAAACAGCAGGAACAGUACUGGCGUAGGCGUUUGCAGAAUGUCGAUGAUUCUUAUCAAAAGAUCAAUCGCAUCUUGACAGAGGAAUACCAGAAAACUCUGGCUGAAACUUCGCCCGCUACAGCCGGACAAAGUACUGCCGGCAUCCAGAGCACAGUGCAGCCGUGUAUAGAGAACAGCAGCAAAGUUCUCAAGUGUUUCCAGAGCCAUCCCAAGGAAACCCUCGCAUGUUCGAGUUUGGUGGAGGAGUUCUCAAAUUGUGUUUGGAACGUGCAUUAUACACACGCGAUCAAAGCGCGCUCGUAAUGAGCCCGCGCGUUUCAACGAAUUCUUCGAAGGACAUUUAGUCGUUAAUAAUUAAAUUAUACAGUAAGUAAACAAGUGUGAAGAUGUGAAAGCGCUUAUUUUAAUCCCAGCCGAAUCACCGGUGAAUAGUAGAAGGCAAGAGAAGAAUAUAUAAAGGGAAAAAUGUAAACAAAAUUAAUGAUUCAAGGAGCAUAACGAUUUGUAAUAAAAUGGUUAUAGCUAUUCGAUAAAUUAUAAGAUAAACACUGCCAAAUAUCGAAGUUCCUUCUUUUCUAUAUUCUACAUGUAAACAUUAAAAUGAUCCGGAGCUAAAUAAAAGAAUGCUAGUUAGCGGUUAAACAAGGAAGCGUGUACGUGGGAUUUCUGAGUAACUCGUUCCGUGAUUCUCAGUACAAUUUCUAUUUAUAGUUUCAAGUAUAUACAGCAUAGCCCGGGCGUUCUUGACCCGAGCGAAGGCCUACGAUAUAGCGCGACAUUAUGAAAAGUACACGUUCUGUAAUAUAUUUAUCUCGCAAGAUUCCCGGUGAAUCUGUAUCUUCAGAGAGGCAGGGCCGAUGUUCAUUUCUUCGGCCGUGUUUCGUCAUCUACAGCAGUUCUAGAAUUUCACGUCCCAAAAUCAGAAGAUUCCCUGAGCCCCGCCACAAGUCUCGAUCUUUUAUCAUCAAGAUACCGAUUAAUUAAUAAUCAUUAAUGUAACCAAUAUAUAUAUAUAUAUAUAUAUAUAUGUCAUAUAUAUAUAUAUGUACGGACAUAUAUAUAUAUAUAUGUACAUAUAUAUAUGUACUUUUACGUCUCUGCAAAUCUCAGUUCUAAACCGAAGCGACAAACAUCAGCCCUUUCUUUUCUCUAACGCACAAACAUACAACGAGAAUAUUGCAAAUGCAAGAUUGGAAGUACAUUCGAAAUAUGUCUAAAACACGUGGAAAAUAAAUAAUUUCACUCGUACAUUAUAAAUAUCCGAAUGUGUAGCUCGCAAUAAUCAGUGAUGAAUUCGAGAAUAUAACCCGCUUACAGUGUAAAGGGAUCUUACGAUGGAUGACCGGCUCGCUAUCAACAACAUUUGUACCGCUCGUCCCUCCGAAAUAAGCUACUGUAUUUAAAGAAAAAAAAAAAAAA